AUGAGUAUCUGGAAUCCACCCAGACUCCUGGACCUGGUGGGAAUGAGCCUGCUGAGGGAUGAGGCCUUGGCCUUUGCUGCUCUGGAGGAUCUACCCACAGAGUUCUUCCCAUCACUGUUCAUGGAGGCCUUCCAUGGGAGACACAGUGAGACCCUGAAGGCCAUGGUGCAAACCUGGCCCUUUGUACGCCUGCCUCUGGGAGGCCUGAUGGAGAUGCCUCAUGUGGGGACCUUACAAGCAGUGUUGGAUGGGCUUGAUGUCCUGCUUGCCCAGAAGGAUUGCCCCAGGAGGUGCAAACUGCGGGUGCUGGAUUUAAGGAAUACUGGCCAGGACUUCUGGAGCAUGUGGUCUGGAUCCAACGUCCGUGUGUCCUCAAGCUCAUCAAUGGCACCAGUGGCUGAGGACAGGUCAAGGACAGAGCAGCCCUUGGCUCCCUUGGAGGUGUUUAUAGAACUUUGCCUCAGUGAAGGGACCAUGGAUGAAUUCUUUAUCUACCUCAUGCAGUGGGUGGAGAAGAGAAAAGUUUCCAUACACCUGUGCUGUAAGAAGCUGAAAAUUGUUACAAUGUCCAUGGAAAAUAUUAUGAAGGUCCUGAAUAUGGUGCAACUGGACUGUAUCCAGGAGGUGCAAGUGAAUUGCACCUGGCAUCUGUCCACCCUGGCCGUGUUUGCUCCUCUCCUGGGCCAGAUGGGUAAUGUGCAGAGACUCUUUCUCUCCCCCAUUCUUGUGUCUGCCUUUGAGGAGUUGGAACAGCAGCACGUUGUCCAAAUUACCUCUCAGUUCCUCAGGCUGCACCACCUCCGGGGUCUCCGUAUGGAAUCUCCCUCCUUCCUCCAAGGUCGCCUGGACCAGAUUUUCUCUCCCAGGUGCCUGAAGACUCCCUUGGAGAACCUCGCAAUAACUCACUGCCUGAUUACAGAAUCAGACUUGAAACAUCUGUCCCAGUGCCUGAACAUCAGUCAGCUAAAGGGCCUGGAUCUGAGUGGUGUCCCACUGACUGACGUUAGUCCUGAGCUCCUCCAAGUUCUGCUGGAGAAAGUUGCAGCCACGCUCCAGGAACUGGACUUAAAUCUGUGUGGAAUCAUGGACUGUCAACUUGAGGCCAUCCUGCCUGCCCUGAGCCACUGCUCCCAGCUCAGGACCUUCAGCAUUUGUGGGAACCUCCUCUCCAUGGCCAUCAUGGAGAAGCUGCUGCGUCAUACUGAUGGACUGCCCAGUUUAAUCCUAGAGCUGUAUCCUGCCCCAAGGGAGAGUUACAGCUCUCAGAGAAUUCUACACCUGGGACGACUUGCCCAGCUUCAGGCUGAGCUGAUUGAGAUUAUGAGGAACUUAGGAAGAGAUUCAGAAAGGAGGAAAGCACCUGAAGAAAAGAUGAAGAAGCCCCGGAGGAAGUGA
This is a messenger RNA of Lagenorhynchus albirostris (white-beaked dolphin), 1395 nucleotides long. RefSeq names its product PRAME family member 27-like. NCBI's taxonomy places the organism in Eukaryota, Metazoa, Chordata, Mammalia, Artiodactyla, Delphinidae. The record is from RefSeq and is a predicted model, not a curated record. Bases 1 to 1395 code for a protein of 464 amino acids. Gene Ontology annotation, biological process: negative regulation of cell differentiation; negative regulation of DNA-templated transcription; positive regulation of cell population proliferation. The transcript has 4 exons. Gene Ontology annotation, cellular component: cytoplasm.